Mytilus trossulus (common blue mussel) is the source of this 1267-nucleotide messenger RNA. RefSeq lists its product as uncharacterized. Lineage: Eukaryota; Metazoa; Mollusca; Bivalvia; Mytilida; Mytilidae. The record is from RefSeq and is a predicted model, not a curated record. The coding region runs from base 127 to 1086 and encodes 319 amino acids. Gene Ontology annotation, cellular component: membrane. The transcript has 3 exons. Gene Ontology annotation, biological process: immune response. Gene Ontology annotation, molecular function: tumor necrosis factor receptor binding.
AAUGAAAGUAGAAACUCCAUUUUCAAAAACUCUAUGUGUCAAAUUGAGUUUUCAAAUACGAUUAAUAGUUGCACUUUCAGAAUUAUUAUGCUUGUUUCUACUUGAGGAGUUUGGAUAUAAAACAUAAUGCUGGGUCAACUUCUUCAUUUAUCAAAAAAAGUUUUAAGAAGGUUGUAUACUAAAACUCAAACUGAAAACAGCAACUGGAUUGAUUAUGACAAUGGAUACAUGGAGACAUGCAAAAUGGAUAUAGAAAAUUGUGCCUCUUGUGACGAAAGAAGAUCGAAAGUAAUAGAUCAUUCAGAACUUAAACAUGUUAAGGAGGAAUCAUGGACAAUUCAAAAUUGGUGGAAUCUCGAAUGCUUAAAACUAAUAAUUUCACUUGCCACAUUAUUGAUCAAUUUCAUAGUUGUUUCACUCAUGAUAUGUGAUCUUAAACUUUUGGAAGGCAAAAUGUAUAGUAAAAGUGAAAUGCAAAAAUAUCAACAUAAUACAAAAUCCGACUUCUGUAUUCACUUUCCUAAAGGCACUAACAAAGGGAGGGAACUCGAUAGCUGGACGUUUCAUUGUUUAAAGAAUUCACAAUAUUUGCGGCAUUUGUUUGAUAUGAUGACGCUAAGUUCGAAACGACGAUUAGUUCCACAUUCUGACAAUAUCAAUGUACAACAGAAAACCGUUUUCCAUGAGUAUGUACAAGGACAGAGUUCCAGUAAAAACGAAAAUGAAGAGUGUCCGAAGUUAUCAGGACUAGUAAAGCUUAGAAGUUUAUUAACAAACAGGAAUUCAAAUACCAAUGAACUAACCGUUCAAACAUCUGGACUUUAUAUGAUUUACGUACAUGUAGAAUUUCGAAGUCUAGACCGUUGUUCAAGGUCGCGGAAUGAAGUUAGUAUUCAAGAAAAGGGACACGUAAUCGUUUCUGAUUCAAUAGGACACAAAGAGGGACCUCUUGUUUGUCAACCAAAAGUAUAUUCAGUCUUUGUAAAGCUGAAGGAAUCAAGCUCUCUUACGGUUAACAUCCCAGACACCAGCUUUCUUGAGUCUCAUUGGAAAAGUAACAUGAUAGGUGGCGUUCUUGUUUCAUGAUUAAUUGGUGACUAUAAGGACACUGUACAAAGUCUUGUUGGUAAUAAAAUGAAUUAUGAUGUACAUUUCAAAGGCAGCAAUCUAAUUAGGAAUUGGACAAAUAGUGGCAUGUGACUGUGACAUUUGUUUGUGUUGCUAUCUGUUAUUAGAAUGAUUCUUGUAUAUAAAUAAGUUUGGUAUC